Molecule: messenger RNA, 1983 nt
Organism: Zonotrichia leucophrys gambelii
Lineage: Eukaryota; Metazoa; Chordata; Aves; Passeriformes; Passerellidae
Gene: FHL1
Product: four and a half LIM domains 1
Exons: 7
Coding region: 93-1148 (351 amino acids)
Biological process (GO): muscle organ development
Molecular function (GO): transmembrane transporter binding
Source: RefSeq, a predicted model, not a curated record
GCUCCUAGGAGCAGCCCUAGGGACACUGUGGCUUCUGGUGCCCUGUCCCUGCAUGGCCAAGCAGGGAGUGCCACACCAGCACAGUGGCUCUGAUGUCCCUGAAAGCUCCUGGACCUCAGAGAAGAAGAAAAGCAAAGCCUCAGGAUGCUGCAGAGAAGGAGCAGCUUGUUCUGGGAGAAGCAUUUUGGACUCUGCCAAAGGACGCCAAGAGGGCUGACACGGCUGCUCCUCUUAAUCUGAUAGCUGAGCCAUCCCUGCAGCUGCUUUUUAAAGGGCCUGGCAGCUACACCGUAGGCACCAUGUCGGAGCGCUUCGACUGCCACUACUGCCGGGAUCCCCUGCAGGGCAAGAAGUACGUGCAGAAGGAGGGGCGGCACUGCUGCGUCAAGUGCUUCGACAAGUUCUGUGCCAACACCUGCAUCGAGUGCAAGAAACCCAUCGGGGCCGACUCCAAGGAGCUGCAUUUCAAGAACCGCUACUGGCACGACAGCUGCUUCCGCUGCUUCAAGUGCUACACGUCCCUGGUCAAUGAACCCUUCAUGCUAAGGGAGAACAACAAGGUCUGGUGCAGCAACUGCACUGCUGCUGAGGAUGCACCAAGGUGUAAGGGCUGCUUCAAGCCCAUUAUUGCAGGAGACCAAAACGUUGAGUACAAGAAGAUGGUCUGGCACAAGGAUUGCUUCACCUGCAGCCAGUGCAAGCAAGUGAUUGGAUCUGGGAGCUUCUUCCCCAAGGGUGAUGACUUCUACUGUGUCUCCUGCCAUGAGCACAAGUUUGCCAAGACCUGUGCUAAGUGCAAGAAUCCCAUCACUUCUGGAGGCCUCACUUACCAGGAGCAGCCUUGGCAUUCCGAGUGUUUCAUUUGCUCCAACUGCAAGAAGCAACUGGGAGGGAAGCGCUUCACAGCUGUGGAGGAUCAGUUUUACUGCGUUGAGUGCUACAAGGAGUGUGUUGCCAAGAAGUGUGCUGGAUGCAAGAAUCCUAUUACAGCAGGAUUUGGAAGAGGAACCAGUGUGGUUAACUAUGAAGAUGAGUCCUGGCACGAUUACUGUUUCAAAUGCACAAAGUGUGCCCGUGGGCUGGCCAACAAGCGCUUUGUUUGCCAUAAUGGAAAAAUUUAUUGUGCUGAGUGCCCCAAACGACUGUAAAUGAGCAGAUGUAAGAUGGAUUUUAAAGCCCUGCUUUCCCAAACAGCCCUGGUAAAAGAGCAGGUUUUUGCAUGUUGAGAGUUUUAACUUUUUCCAUUUUAGUGUAAGAACUAAAUUAGCCUCAAUAUACUGGGUUUGACUUUUGAAGCUCUUGCAGUACAAAAGCAUGUAGCCUUGCAAAAAUCUAACCUUGUUUCCAAGUAGCUCCUAGUAUAAAGGCCUGAAAUGCUGUUAGAUUUAGAGAUCCACACACUGCAUCAUCUGUGUGUGGCUUAAACUAAAACAAAUCUAGUUUUAAACUUAUCUGGUAUAUGAUUAAGCUUGGCACUUAACUGAAGUGGGUUUGACAAGGCAUGCACCUCCAACAAAGAGACGCAAAUAUUGCAUGUGGGAUCAGAGGGAUCCAUUAUUAUGCUUCUACAAAUACAGAUGAUACACAACAAACACUGCACCAUUAAUAAGUAAUAAAUACCUUAGCUUACUCUACAACACCACAUUGCAGCAUAUGUAAGGAAUGGCUUCAUCUUACAUACGAUAACAAUGUUUUGGCAGUGACAUUUAGCUUAGUUAAGUUUCCAUAAACUUGUUUUAGUCUUGAUUUCCGUGUGGUUUGCCUGCAAGUUUUCCUCAUCAGCUUUUUUUAUAUCAUUGUUUAAACAAGGCUGUCUAUGUAUAAUUAUUAAUCCAUUAACAAGUAGUAAAUCUUUCACCGACAACAUGCACAUGCAUUUACAAGUGCCUUAAAAAUAGCUCAUACAAGGCUAGCUCUCCUAUCAUGUCAGUGUAUGUUUAGUGACUGAAUAAAAGUGAGACUAGUGCCUGCUUGGAAGCCAUA